AAUGGCCGACGCAGUAGCGCCUGCCGCUCAAGCAGCGGGUGAAAAUGCUCCAGCAGCUCAGCCACAAAGUUGGGGGUCGAUAUUGUUCGGAAUUCUGAAGCAAUGCAUGAUGUUCUACUUUAUUUCAACAAUGUUAGGAAAAAUGGGUGGCUCUCAAAGUAAAACAAACUCAACCGCCGCCGCCAACGUUAAAGGAAUGCCUCCGUCAGUGAAUCUAUUCCCACCAGGACAAAUUUACGAUUUCUAUCUUUAUUUGGACGAUUCUGAAGAACGUUUCAACCAUUUUGAGAACGGGUUUCUUUUUGCUCAAAAGAAGGGCCUGAGAUACGGAGACUGGACAGGAGGACCGAACAAAGACGGCUCAUACGUAUUUGAGAAGACGUUUCCAACUCCAGAAGUGUUGCUCCGCAAUCAGUCGUAUUAUCUUCACGCAUUCCUGGUCAAAAAUGGUCAAUCACCAAAUCCAGCUGACAAGAAUUAUAUUCGCCGCGAGGUUGUCUAUGGAGUACAUCAACUGAAUAAGUACAAGAAGAAGCACUACAAGAAAACCGCCAAUCUGCUGACGGGAGUCAGUGAACAGAGUGAUGAAGACCUAGCUAAAGCGGAGAUUAUGAAGUUUGAAAUUCUCAACUUUUGGCAUCCAAACAUGUCCGUCAACAUUGUCGACGAUCAUAGUCAAUGGCAAAAAGGAGCUAUCCCUCCACCACUGGACAAAGAUGUAAAAUUCGCUCCAAAUGGAGAGUUUUAUCAUCCUAUACUUUUCUUCAACAACUACUGGAAUCUCGGUGCAGACUACAUGCCAAUCAACGAAACUGUGAAAGAGCUCAAGUUAUCGGUCACCUUCUACCCGCUGUCAAUUUUCAAGUACCAGAUGUAUGCUAGUCAAAAUAUGAGAUCUCAAUGGAGUGAUUACCUUCAUACCGAAAAGGAAGACGAUGACUCAGUGAAAGUGGCUCUGUUGGAAACGAAUCCAAUUCUUCUUGGUGUCACUAUCGCUGUUUCUCUUCUUCACACAGUUCUUGAAUUCCUCGCUUUUAAAAAUGACAUCCAGUUUUGGAGAAGUAGAAAAGAUCUCGUGGGACUUUCUGUCAGAUCAGUUCUUUUUAAUAUCUUCCAGUCCCUCAUUGUCUUCUUGUACAUCUGCGACAACGAAACCAACUUUAUGGUCAAGUUUAGCGUCGGAGCCGGUCUCCUCAUAGAAUGCUGGAAAAUCCCCAAAGUUAUGAAUGUAGAGUUUGAUAGAACCAAUCCGAUUCUUGGCGUUAUUCCUAGACUGAAGUUCAGCGACAAAGGAUCCUACGUGGAAAGUGACACAAAAGUUUAUGAUCAGAUGGCUUUCCGCUAUCUAUCGUGGGUACUUUUCCCACUGCUCGUUGGGUAUGCAGUAUACUCAAUCAUUUACGUGGAACAACGAGGAUGGUACUCCUGGGUUCUUAACAUGCUUUACGGAUAUCUUCUCAUGUUUGGCUUCAUCACAAUGACACCACAACUUUUCAUCAAUUACAAACUCAAGUCAGUGGCUCAUCUACCGUGGAGAAUGUUGACGUACAAAUUCAUCAACACGUUUAUUGAUGAUUUGUUCGCUUUUGUGAUCAAGAUGCCGCUGUUAUAUCGCAUUGGAUGUUUCAGAGAUGAUAUUAUUUUCCUGAUCUACUUGUAUCAACGCUGGAUCUACCGCGUUGACCCAACUCGUAUGAACGAAUAUGGAACAUCAGGAGAGCAUGAACAUGGAGUUCCGGAGCCAGUCGAAGGCACGGAAACUGCGAAGUCAGAUACCCCAGCCAUUGAAGAAUCGAAGAAGGACAAGUAGAUAAAGUGGCAAUCCCAACAAAAAAUAUCAAUCAUUCCCCUUUUUUUAUUAAUUUUCUUUUUAAGCCACAUGUCGCAACAUUAUGCCUUGAACAGCAAUAUCACUUACUCCGAAGCACAAUUUCAAUCAAAGCAUCUCUAGAUUUAUUCAGUUCUUUUUAUUCAAAUUCUGCUCCCAAAGACCUUUUCUUUCUCCCUCUGUGAUGUUUACGUGUGAUUUUGAAUUAUAUUUCAAUUUACGGCAACUAAUACAUUCAAAUUUUUGUACACUUUUAUUUUUCAGCCAAAAAUGAGAUCGGAACAAACGAACAAAUUGCAUUACGCAAUAUUUUUCAGUUGCGUGUCAUUAUAAUGACUGGAUGAAUUGUCACUUGAGAAAAAGCCAUCCCGAAGAUGAAGCAUGUAUGUAUAAUUUUAAGACAACCACCCAACCCCUCUUUAGGUUUCACGUGUGUGUCUACCUUCCUCGCUGUUUGCCUUUCCUGCUGCCAGGUACAGUACGAGGAACCAAUUUAGUUUCGCCUUUCUUUUUUUUUUGUUGCAUCCACGGUUGUCCUCGAAGUCGUCCUCGUACUGUAACUGGCUUUACCUCUAAGCGAGCGUACCUUUUGCAGUCAAUUUCAUCGUUCUUCUCCAGUAACACUUUUUGCUACUCGUUUUCUUGACACUUUUCGGGAGUAAUUGUUACUAUACUAAGUUCUAAAGUAGUUGAAAAGUUGAAUUUAAAAAAUGACCCUUGUUCCAUAAUUUCAAAGUUUUCACUUUUUGAAAAAUUAUCGUUCCACUCAAAUAUGGUCUCUGAUUUUUUGAAAAAAGUUGUUUGAUUCUCAGGUUUUCAGAAAGUUAACCAUACACUGAAAGUUGUUUUGUAUGUGUAAAAACUAUUUUUAAAAAAAUUUCAAAGUACAAUUGGAUAACGUUUUCUUUUUUUGUUUUGCAAAAAAAAAAAUCUAGGAAUGAAGUUUGAUUGUAUUGAUAAUUUUAUCCUUAUUAAUAAUAAUUUUUUUAUCCUUAA
Molecule: messenger RNA, 2824 nt
Organism: Caenorhabditis elegans
Lineage: Eukaryota; Metazoa; Nematoda; Chromadorea; Rhabditida; Rhabditidae
Gene: C36B7.6
Product: Cleft lip and palate transmembrane protein 1 homolog
Exons: 10
Coding region: 2-1810 (602 amino acids)
Cellular component (GO): membrane
Source: RefSeq, marked reviewed